Messenger RNA from Venturia canescens, 6575 nucleotides. It is a transcript of the gene Cep290, whose product is annotated as Centrosomal protein 290kDa. The coding region runs from base 46 to 6030 and encodes 1994 amino acids. Gene Ontology annotation, cellular component: centriolar satellite; ciliary transition zone. The transcript is spliced from 21 exons. Lineage: Eukaryota; Metazoa; Arthropoda; Insecta; Hymenoptera; Ichneumonidae. Gene Ontology annotation, biological process: non-motile cilium assembly; ciliary transition zone assembly. The record is from RefSeq and is a predicted model, not a curated record.
UCGAAAGUGUCUAAAUGUUGAUCUCAGUUAAUAAAACUACUGAAAAUGGUUCGAGUCGACUGGGAUCGCGUUCUCUCGAUAAAGGCCGAGUCGCUGACGGACGACGAGAUCGAGGACCUUUUCCCCAUGGUCAUAAGAUGUGACAUCGACGAUGUUGAAGAUGUAAACAAUCUUCGAGCUCUUAUGAAACUGGCCCAAGAGAUGCUUCAGCACAAAGAUAACCAAGUCGAAUCGCUACUUCUGGAGUGCGACGAGCUCAAGGAAAAAGUUGCUUCCGCUCAUUCCGCUCCUGUCAAAAGUCAAACAAAACCAGCAGAGCUCGUGUCGCCGGACGAAAUCGAGGUCGAGAGCAGCUCCAAAAAAACUGAAGUCACGAGGACCGAUACGUACAGCGAGACGAUGAGGACGAACGACAAAAUAAAAACGCUCUUGAACGAGCUGGAGGGGAUGGAGGAAGAGAACGACACUUUGAAAAGAAAGCUGGAAAUAUUGAGAGAGGAAAUGGAAGAUGCGACCGAGAGCAUGGACGAGAUGACGGAAGAACUGGAGCAACUCAGGAGCAAAAAUCUAUCCUACAAAGAGGAGAUCGACCACUUGCAGCUGGAGAAUGAAACUCUCAUGACGAAAUUACGAGAGCUCAAUGCUGAGCAAGAGGAGAAGGACAAAAUGAUCGACGAUUUCAGCGUCGUGAUCGAUUCCAGAGUCGGCGAGUGGAAGAACAUAUUAGACGAGAGAGACGCUGAGAUAAAUCGUUUAAAAAAAGAAUUAUCACACGCGUUGGAACAAUCAGUUGGGUCGGUGGCGGAGCAAAACAAGACUGAAAUAGCGCAACUCAAUGAAGAAAUCGUUGAGGGCAAAAGAAUCAUAGUUGAUCUCCAAGAAAAGUUGCUCGAGGCUGCCACCGAGUUGAACGAGAGUGCGGGGCUCAUUGAAAAGUUGAAAAACGAUGCGAAAAGAAUUAACAAAACUGGCAGACGAAAAGAGCAGAGAGACUUGUUGAGGAAAAUUCAAGAAGCCAACGAAAAAAUGGCUACUCUCCAGACCGCCCUCAGGCAAGCGGAGGACGAAUCCGCUCUGAAGAGCCAACAGUUGUGCGAAGUUCUGGUUGAUUUUAAAAAGUACGAGGACCGAGAUCGCGGAUUGGCCGACACGAUAAAGGAGGCGAAAGAACUCAAGGAAAAAUUGACUUCGAAAAACCAACACGUGAAGGAUCUCAUCACGGUUAUCAACAAUUUAGAAAUGUUGAAUUCCUGCAGGGAAAUGCAGAUUUUGGCACUCCGAGAGAAACUCGGGAUGCCAGAGGAUGAGGAGAUUUCGAUUGACGGCAUAGCAUUAAAGAGCCAGGAAGACGCUCGAGUGCGAAACGAACUGAUUAAAAAGAAUGAGGUCUUGGAGCAACAGAAUUUGGAAAUGAAGUCAGACAUAAGAACCUUGCGCUACAAAUUGAGCAAGUUGGAACAAAAAAUAAGCUCGAACGGCGACACGAUUCUCUGCCCCGGCGAAGAGGAUGCGAGCCCGAAAAAAAUGCUCAAGUACCACGGCAUUGCUGACGAAGAAAUAACUUCUUUACGGCAAAGGGCCGAGCUCGACGAAUUGAGAGAAAAUGUAAGAAUCGUCAUCGAUGAGAACGAAGCCCUCAGGAAAGGGAUGCACGAGAUUUUGGACAGCAUCCGAGAUCAAGAUGGUAAAAGCGAAGUCGAAGUCCACUCCGGGACUCUGGAAAGGCUACUCGAGGCUCUGGACGUUCGCCACGUCUCCGGGUGGUAUCAUCCAGCGAUGAGGAUUCAGGAGCGUCUUAAUGUCGUUCAAGGCAGUAAUUCGGAGCUGCGUUCGCAGCUGAAGCAAAUGCGGAAAGAUUUGCAAAAGAAAGACGCGCUGCUUCGCAAGUACGCCAUAAAAGAUCCGUCUCGAGAGAAGCUCAGCGUGGAAGAUUCCGAAAGCGAAGAAAUCACGAUGAGAGAGUUCGAGAAGAUUCAGUCUUCCUUCAAAAAAGAGCUGGCCGAUUGUCAGAGAGAAAGAGAAACUUUGAGCGAGGAGAACCGAGAACUUCGGGAAACGACCGAACAGCUCACCGGGCAGCUGCAAAAGUUGGACGAAGAUUUGAAGACCUUGGAAACCGACGAAGAUGAAAUGAAACGCGCCUUCGCGUCCAAGAGCAGAGAAUGCGCGGAAUCCGCGCUCAGCGUCCUCGCCAUGAAGCGGAAAUGCACGACGCUCGAAAGCCUCUUGAACGUCGAGUCAACCAAGUCGUAUAAAAUUCGCAAAGAAUCGAUAGAGACGGAAAAUGCGUUGAGGAAGUUUCUCACCGACAUGGAAAAGCGCAAUAAAAUGCUGACCAACGAGAUUGCCGCGUUACGAAGUAAUCUGUCGAACUCCGUCAGUCUCAUCGAAUUCAACGAGCUCAAAGACAAGUACGAGGAAAAAUGUAUCCAUCUCCGUACCAGCUACGAAGUGGAGUUGGCUGCAAAGUUCAGUGACGAGAUUUCGGGCGACGCCAUUCGCGAAACGGAGGAACGAGGGAACGCUGCGACUCCUGAAACCUUCGACGAAUCAUCGCCGAAAAAAAGUGCCAAAUGUGAAGCUUCCGUGGAACAAUUGACGACGAUAAACGCAGAGCUCCGACAACAAUUGGUAGAUUUACAGAAACAUUUCUCCGACUUGAUUAGACCUGGACAGGUGACCGGUGACGAGAAAAACGAAAACAACGAGAAACACGAAGAAAAAAUUCGAGCUUUGACCAUCGAGAAUGAAAGUUUGAGGAGAAACUUGGAAAUCUCUCGAGAAGAAAUCGAAAUGCACUCCACGACGAAUUCACUCAAAAUAUUUGAAUUGGACAGCCUCAGACAUCAGAUUCUUGACCUGCACGCUGUAAGCGAGGACAAGGAAACCAUCGCGAGAUUAGGCUUCGAAUUGAAUAUCUGUAGAAACAGCGAAGUCGAACUGAGCAAACGGAAGAUUCAACUCGAAACAGAAAUUCUGCAUCUUCGAGAGGACUUGGAGGGCGUGAACAAGGAGCUCGACGAGACGAAAAUGCAGUUACAGGAUUGUCGAAAAAUUUGUUCGACGCGCUGCAGAUGCUACGAAAACGUGAUUGAUUUUCUGCGAUCUCAAUACGCCGGUUCCACUUCACUGACCGCACUGCAAAGAUUCAACACGAUGUUGAAAAACGUUGUUGCCGAUCGCGUUGAAAUCGAUAGGAAAAUUGCCGAAGCUGAAGAACUGAGAGAAAGUGCGAAACUGCAUCAGGAAUUGUUGACCGAUCGUUUGGCAAUCGUUGAGAGAUUGAGAGACCUUCUUGAAGACCAAAUCGGCAGCAACGAUCUCGAGAGCAUGAUGCAAAGCUUUUCGGAAAACUCUCAAUACACUCUGAAUGACAUUCGUCUCAAACGACGAAUAACUCAGCUGGAGAACGAGUUGAGACUCUCGAACGAGAAGUUGCUGGAAAAUCAGUCAACGAUGCUCGGUAUGGAGCACGAAAUGAUAAACAUCCAGAGUAUUUGGUACAAAAAGCCUGAAACGACUUCGUCGGCUUCCGAGCCUAGAAGCGAGACGAAAGUCGAGCAAAAAACGGUUUCCACGCAGGCGGAAGUGGAGAAUCAAUCGAAGGAAGUUCAGAGUGAACCCUUCGAGUUUGGUAGCAAAAUCGUGGUGCCGAAGUUGCCGGAAGCGUCGCCGCGCCGCGAGAUCCAAGUGACCAGAUCGGAGGACGAUUCGACCGCGGUUCUCCGGGAACAACUGGACCAGGCGCUGAAUCUGGCAUCGAAACGGUCGGCCCUUUUGAUAAAAUACGAAUCACAGAUGGUCGAGUAUCAAGCCAAAGUCGCCGCUCUCGAGGAAGCGGUCGCAAAAAAGAAUUUCCAGCUCCCCAGUCCGGUCGAGCAUCGAACCGAUCGCAAAGAAAUCGAUCAAUCCGGCCCCGAGAGUGGCGACAACGCUGCCCUCAAAUCGACCAUUUCGAGCUUGCAAAAACUGCUCAAUCAGAAGGAAGAGACGAUCGAGCGCUACCAAAAUUUACUGAAGAAUGACCGAGACGAGCACAGCAGUGCGGCUGCGCGAUUCCAACAAGAGAUCAAAGCUCUGCGCGAAGAAAUGUUCACUCUGCAAGAAGAGUCCGAGAGGAAACGAGAACACUUUUUUAGCGUUCCGCUGACAGCGAGAACUCUGGACGACCCGAUCAAAGAGUCGAAAGCUGAUGUCGAAGCUGAAGAAAAAAUGGCGAGAUUGGCCGAGAAAGCCUCGACUCUCGAAGCGGAGUUGAACGUCGCGAAAGAACUCGGCGAACGCUGGCAUCGGCUUGCGGAAGAAAGGCUCCAGCACAUGGAUCACAUGAGAGAAAGGUUGGAAGAACAGCACAAAAACGAAUUGGAAAGUUAUCGAUUAGAAUCACUCAAGUGGCAAACCGAAGCUGACACGCUGCGGAAACAAUUGUCAGACAAUCGUAUGCAGUUAGCCAAAGGAAAUAUUUCUCUCGUGAAAGAGCUGCAGGAACGUGACACUAAAAUCCACGAGUUGAGUGUGGCGUACCAGCAACUGCAGAGCGAGUUCGAGUUAAUGGAAACAAUGACGUUGAGCCAACCGCUAGUCGUGCCUGGAAGCGUUUCGACAAAGGUUCAGGAAAUGGCGCAAACGUUGACUCGGGAUCAGGCGAAUCAUUUUCAAUCUGAGCUCGAUCAACUGAAGCGUCAGAUAAAAUCGCAAAGCGAUAAAGAAAAAAUGUACAAGGAGCAAAUCGCCGACCUCAAGCAGCAAAUAAGUCGUGGCUACAUGGCGAAAAAGACGGAAGAGCGGCGGGUGUCGAACCGGGAAAUGCAAUUAGAGAAAAAGCUGAAAGCUCUGGAAGAAGAACUCUACAAAGCUCGGACGCAACUGGACCGAGAAUAUCGAGUGCAGGAAGCGAAGAGAGUCAAGACCGCUGAGGAAUUAGCUCUUUGGGAGAAACAAAAAAAAUGGCAACAAAUUGCAGAGAGGACGAAGAGAGAGCUCAGAGAAAAAGUAGAGGAGUUUAAAAAACUGACUGGCAAUUACGAGAAACUCAGAGCCGUUGUUUCGUGCAUGGAACGAGAAAAAUGGUACCUUCGAAGUAAAUUGAGAUCGGAGAAUGCUUGCUUCGCCGCUGGCCUCAAUCCUCCUAACGAUGUACACCACAAAAUUGUCGAGAGUCUGCAAAUUGAGUGUCAGACACUUCGCGAUCGGGUUAAGGAACUUACCGAUCGAUUAGAGUCCGAAGAUUCUCGUCAGACCGUCUAUCAACUCGAACAGCAGAGAAGACGAAUCGCUGCACUCGAGGCUGUCGCUGAGGGCAACACAUUUGUCGUCGAUCAACUCGAAAGACUGGAGGCUACCAAAGCGACUUUAGAGAAAUCGAACAUUCGUCUGGAAAGUGAAAAUUUCGAGCUUCGGAUGGAGAUCGAAAAGAGGAACCUCGAUACUCCCCGAUUGAGAGAAAAAGUCGAGCAUUUGGAGAAAUACGUGGAACUGUUGAAGAAUGAAAAAUCCUCGGAAUCGUCACCCCGUUCGACCGACAAACAACCGACGGACACGAGAAAAUCGAUCAUGGAACUAGAAAAAACAGUUUUCAUUUUGAAAAGAGUGGUGGAAAAGCUGCAAGUUGAAAAUAAGAGAUUGAAGGAGUCGAAAAAAGGUCACCAGCAUCAGGUGAAAAUGAGUAGAGAAAUCAAUUUUCCGAAUGAUUCACAUUUGAAAAAACACUACGAACUGGCGAAAAAACGAGUUGUAGCUUUGGAAACGGACCUCCAAUUGGCCGAGCAGAGAAUAUUGAUGCUGGAAAACGUGCGAAAGGAGGAAGACAGCUCCAGUGAGGUCGCAAUUCUGAAACAGCAACUCGCUUACAAAUCCGAGCUUCUCGACAAAGUCAAACAGUUGCUGACCCGAGCAGCCAUCAACGAAAAAGCUCUUCGUCAGAAGAUUCAACAGAUCGAAUUGAAACAAACGUUAGCCACGAUUCCAGAGUGUCCGAUAACCCCUUCGCCGACGAAUUCAUCAUUGAGAGGAAAACCGUCCGUCACUUGAUUCCUGAAAACGCUAAAAUUGAGCAUCGUCUGGUCCGUAUCAUCACACGAAUAAGUUCCUGACUCGAAUCGAGUUAUUUUUCAAUUGCACGAGAUAAAAAUAACUCCGAGCAACGACAAUAAUUAAUUGAUAAAUAUUGAUUUAAGGGGUCGACGAAUAAAGGUCGAAAGUUGAAUUAUUGUUUUCUGACAUGAUUUUUUUCGAAGUAAAUUAGAAGGAAUGCCGAGCGCCUUAUUUUGAACUUUUAUUCAGGUUGAUCGGACAUUUUAAUCCAAAAUUUCAAUGCGUAUACACAAGUAACUAUAUUAUUAUGAAGAAAUUCGCUGUUGAGUAAAUCGAAGAGUCGUGCAAAAGCCGGCUCGUAACGCAGUUACAUGUACGAUUAUAUAUGUGUGCCUGACGGCGUUGUGUGGAAUGCAAAAUGCGUUUAUUUCAAUGCUCGAAGUUUCGAAGCGUUGCGUAUGUGACUAGAUUCAUAGGCCAAGUUUCUAUUUCACACUCGUCUCAAACAUUGCCUAUAUAUUAAAAUGGCGAAUCAAUCGUAA